AUGGUGAAGUCUGUUAUGUGUGCAGUGGUGCUCGUGGCACUCGUUCUCAUAGGGGUGGGACGUGUGGCUGAGGCUGUAAAUUGCGUCGCAACAGAGUUGACUCCAUGUCUUCCAGCAAUCACUUCCAAAGAUCGACCCACAGAUGCUUGCUGUAAGAAGCUGAAGGAGCAGAAGCCAUGCUUAUGUGGUUACGUCAAAAACCCUGCUCUUAGGCAGUAUGUUAACUCUCCUCGUGCCAGAGAGGUCGUUACUACUUGUGGGGUUGCCUACCCAACUUGCUGA
This is a messenger RNA of Sphenostylis stenocarpa, 282 nucleotides long. Lineage: Eukaryota; Viridiplantae; Streptophyta; Magnoliopsida; Fabales; Fabaceae. The record is from the annotation of a GenBank genome assembly.